CUACCCAACGAUUUGAGGUGGAUUGAAUUAGGUGGACGUGACCAUCAGGUUAAGUUCAAUUUGCAAUCCAAUUAUCAUCCAAGGCAUCUUGUCAUGUUUGAUAUGCCAUAUAGUGGCAUCAAACAAUUGAUCGGAUUUAAGAAUUUGGCAAAGCUUACAUCUAUGAAUUUAAGAAGUUGCGAGUUCUUGGAAAAACUCCCCGACUUAUCCGGAAGCCCAAACAUAAAGCACUUGGAUUUACGGGAUUGUAAAAGUUUGGUUGAGGUUGACGAUUCUGUUGGAUUCCUCUGUAAACUUGUUGAAUUGAAUCUUAGUGGGUGCUCUAAUCUUACGAGGUUUGUAACAAGACUUGGAUUGAGAUCCCUUAAAAGACUUUAUCUCGAUGGUUGCACAAGGCUUGAGAAUUUCCCGGAAAUAGAGGAGGACGAGAUGGGAUCUUUAAUGGACUUGGAUAUAGGAAAAAGUGGCAUAAAAGAAUUGCCUUCAUCAAUUGCAUAUCUUACUCGGCUUCAAACAUUGAGUGCAGAAGGUUGUGAGAACCUUACAGGUGCAUCAUUACAUCAUAUUUAUGGGUUGCAACGUCUCAAUGAGGUUUAUUUCGGCGACUGCCCAAAACUCGUGACAUUUGGGAAUGAGGUGAAGUUUGAUGAAGUUGCAUCUUGCAGUACCGAAUAUCAACUGAUACCAACUGACUUAGAUACUACAUGUGACAACCGAAUCAAAUUCUCCCUUCCUAACCUAGACUAUCUUGAUUUUGAUGGAUGCAAUUUAUCAGAAAUGGAUUUCCUUGUGCCUCUUGAUUGCUGGUCCACAUUAACAAGACUUACAGUACUUAAUCUGUCGAGAAACAAUUUUGUUAGUCUUCCAGAUUGCAUCAGCAAAGUUGCCAACUUGGAGAAACUUUACUUGAGUGGUUGCAAGAGGCUUCGAGAAAUUCCACAAGUCCUUCCCCCAAAACUAAAUUAUUUAUGUCUGAAUGAUUGCACAUCAUUGGAGAAAAUUCCAAAAUUGCCCCCGAUGCUUAAGCUUCUGCGGUUGAUUAAUUGCUUUAGACUAAGUGGUGAUGAGGUGGCAAAGUUGGAGAACAAUUUGUUGAAUCAGGAAUCUCGUCGGCGCUCUGAAUUGAAAGUCAUUCUUCCAGGCAAUGAAGUUCCAAAGUGGUUUAGCUUUACCUCUGACCAUCUUACAACCACUGAACAUCGAUCAAAAAAUGAAUUUCGUUUUGAAAUUCCUCUAUAUUUACUAGGGGACACGUUAUUAGGAUUGGCUCUAUAUGUUAUUAUUGAUGCAACGACUCCUCCUGAUCCUAAUGCUGAUAUUCUCAUAAACGGAAUACAAAGGUGUGAAAAAUAUUUAUGGUAUGUCAGAGACAUGGAGGCAACUCAUGUGUGGCUUGGGUUAGUGGAUUUCGACAUGCGCCAGCAGCAGGGACCUUUUUGUGAAGUUAUAUUUCAUUUCCCCGAAUCUGCACGCAUUAAAAGUUGCGGGGUGCACUGCCUAUCAUACGAAUGGCUUCACUUGUCUUCCAGACCAACAAGUAGUCUUGGGAAAAGGACUCAUCCACAUAGAUCCUCAGAUAUCAUCGAUGAUGCAUAUGAACAGCAACAGCAAUGGCUUUACUUAUCUCCGGAGAAGCAGAGGCAUAAAUGUGAUAUUGAGGAGGAGCAAGAGCGACCAUCCACUUCAAUCGAUCGACAGUGUGUAAGGUCUUCAAAGGAAUGGUUCAACAUGCUCAAUCUCAUGAACAUUGAAAAGUUGAAUUGGAAUAAUUUUAAGUCAUGGAAGCAGCAAAUUGACAUGCAUCUUGGUAUGUUGGAAUUCAACAUUGCAUUCACUCAGACUCAACCAACUGCUUUAACUGAGACAAGCACUGCUGCAGAGAAAGAAACAUUUGCCAAAUGGGAGAGGGCUAAUCAGAUGUCUUUGCUGAUCAUGCAAAAUUCGAUGGAGAAACACAUCACAGGUGGCAUUCAAAAUUAUGACUUGGCAAAGCAAUAUAUGGCCAAGAUUGAAAAAAAGUAUAAGAGAACUGAUAAGACUGAAAUUGGGGUAUAUCUUUCAGAUUUGAUCAAUGCCAAAUUUGAUGGUACUGGGAGUGUCUGAGAACAUUUGCUUAAGCUUGUCAAUCUGUCUAACAAGCUUAAUGCAACGAAUGCAACUAUUGUAGGCAAAUUCCUUGUUCGUUUGGCUUUGUAAUCUCUACCCAAUGAAUAUGAACAAAUCAAAGUGAGCUAUAAUACUCAAAAAGAAACAUGGGAUAUCAAUGAGUUUAUCUCCAUUUGCUGUCAAGAGGAGGAGAGAAUGAAGAACAGUAAGCAUGAAACUGUGAAUCUGGUGCAAUACGGGAAAGGAAAGGGGAAAGUUUUUGGAACAAGCAAAACUGCAGCACUUAGGAUUGGCAAAGCUGCAACUAAGUCAGGUUCUCCUUAUCUUGGUUCCAAGAAACAUGCUUCCAAUUGUGCUGGAUUUAAAGAUUGGCUUAUUAAGAAAGGUAUUGCAGUCAUAAAUGUUUUUGUUACAAUUGAAUCAAACAUGGUUUUUAUUACUCAACACUCAUGGUGGUUUGACACUGGCUGUUUUAUGCAUAUAACUAAUUCACUACAGGGAUUUCAAAACCGGAAGAGCCAAAGUAAGGAGCAUUACAAUGUCUAUGUUGGAAAUGGAAACAAAGUCACACUUGAAUCAAUUGGUAAAGUCAUGUUAAAGCUUUCUUCUGGUUAUGUUUUAGUGUUGAACAAUGUGCUUUAUCUACCUU
Malus domestica (apple) is the source of this 2755-nucleotide messenger RNA. The record is from RefSeq and is a predicted model, not a curated record. Lineage: Eukaryota; Viridiplantae; Streptophyta; Magnoliopsida; Rosales; Rosaceae.